Molecule: messenger RNA, 2938 nt
Organism: Trichoplusia ni (cabbage looper)
Lineage: Eukaryota; Metazoa; Arthropoda; Insecta; Lepidoptera; Noctuidae
Product: elongation of very long chain fatty acids protein AAEL008004
Exons: 7
Coding region: 366-1217 (283 amino acids)
Biological process (GO): fatty acid elongation, polyunsaturated fatty acid; fatty acid elongation, saturated fatty acid; very long-chain fatty acid biosynthetic process
Cellular component (GO): endoplasmic reticulum membrane
Molecular function (GO): fatty acid elongase activity
Source: RefSeq, a predicted model, not a curated record
UACAUAAAACUACGUGUUCAAUUACGUUGGUGAGAUAACACGUAUCGUCACGUACAUCGAUCUACUAAACCUUUAUCGAGCAGCGCGCACCGAAUGUUUAUUAUACCUGCGUCGGCGCAACACCCUUGCAUUUUGUUCCGAUCUAACGACAAGCGCGCCCGCACGCAGCAUCCAUUCACAUUUUAAAUUUCAAAAAAAAAACGAACAUUGAUUACAAACAUUUUUUCAAGAAUUUUGUUUUUUAAAUAACUCGUGUUUAUUUUUAAGUGUAGUGUUUAUUUAAAUGUUAGAUUCAUUUGUUAGUUAAUAUUUAGUGUAACGGCUGUGGUUUUAGACAUUACCAAUUAGUGUUGGAAUUGACAAAUAUGAACGGUCACACCACACACAACUCCACGAUGUCGAUCGUAGAUUCCUACAGAAAAUUUAUGGAACGCAACAGCGAUCCUCGGACGGAGAACUGGUGGCUAAUGUCUGGACCAGGGCCACUACUUACACUCUUGGCUACUUACCUCUACUUCUGCACCUCAGUCGGACCUCGAUACAUGAGAGAUAGGAAACCAUACGACUUGAAGAACACCAUUGCUCUCUAUAAUGUCUCACAGAUCCUGAUGAGUGUCUUUCUGGUUUAUGAGGGUUUAGCUUCCGGAUGGUGGAAUGACUACAACUUUUCAUGCCAACCAGUUGACUAUUCCAACAGCCCUAAGGCUACCAGAAUGGCAGCGGCAGUCUGGUGGUACUUCACAGCAAAGAUCAUUGAGCUUCUGGACACAGUCUUCUUUGUUUUAAGAAAGAAGAACAGACAGAUCACGUUCUUGCACCUGUACCACCACUUCAUGAUGCCCAUCUGUGCAUGGAUCGGUGUCAAAUUCUUGCCAGGUGGCCAUGGAACACUCCUCGGAGUCAUCAACUCGUUCAUCCACAUCAUCAUGUACACUUACUACCUGAUCUCUGGUCUCGGUCCUCAGUACCAGAAAUACCUUUGGUGGAAGAGGCACGUCACUACUCUGCAGUUGAUACAAUUCUGCAUCAUUUUCUACCACAACUUUAGUGUAAUGUUCGGUGACUGCAACUACCCUAAGGGCAUUAACUUCUUACUGUCCCUCAACGCUGGUCUCUUCAUCUACAUGUUUGGUAACUUCUACUACCUCAGCUACGUCAAGAGCAGAAACCCCCAAAAGAACCAAGUUACUGUAGAUGAUAAAGACAAAGAGUGCUAGUAAAAGACUUCAAUUGUGAUAGUUCUAGUUUUUAAGAUUUAAACGAGUUGUGGACUGGCUUUUUGCUGUGUGAUAUAUUUUAUGUGUUCAGGAUUUUGCUGUUUGAAUGUUGACAAAGAACUAUAUUUUUUUUAUUGUGAACUUUGAUUUAUUAUUAAGAAAUUUUCCAUCGUGGAACUUUGGCAUAGAAUCGUAGCUUAAAAUUUCAUCAAUUUGAGUGAAGAACUAUAGAAAUGCUUGACAGAGGAUAAGAGAGGAUUACAAAGAUGUUCGAAGUCUUAAUCUAAGCUCUUACAAUUAACAUUUUUAUACCAAACCAAAGUGUGAUAGUUUGAAAAAUGGGCAAAAUCCCAAACACAUAUGACAAAGUACAACGACAUUCUGAAUAGACUUUACUUCUAUUAGAUUAGUUGUUUGUAUAUUUGUACAAAUAGUUGGAUGUUCGGUUAAGGUAUGUUAUAUUAAUAUAUCCGUACUCAUUGGACCUUUUGUUAUUACGCUUCUUAUUUUAAUUUGAUCUUCUUAAGAAAUAUUGUAGUUUUUCAAUGACGGGCAACUCAUACUGCAUAGCCUAAAUGGUUGAAGAAGAUCAAAGAUUUGAAAUAAAAGUUUAUAAGACAAUUGCGAAUUCGAAUGUUAAAUCCUUCAGAUGUAAUGAACUGCGAAAUUAAAAGUACGUCAGUGUCAAAAUGAGAAUGUCAUUUCCAUACAUUUUUAAUCGAGUCUGCGUCAAUGCAAUGUUGUAAUACCUAGACUCUUUUAUAUUAUUUUCUUUUGCGAUAUUAAAUUUUAUUCAAUCGCUUUGAUUUACUUCGAUUUUGCAUAAGUAUGCAAGUUGCCCUUGGUAUAAUUCCAUGCAUUACGGCCGAUCAAAACGCACCCCAUAGAUGAUUGAAAAAAGAGAGAGAAAAUAAGUUAUCAAAGUAUUAUAUCUUAAAAAGGUACUUAUGUAUGUAUCAUGCGCUACACUGUUUAUGGCUAAUGCAAAAGAUUUCUGACGCUGCCCACUUUAAAAACGAUGGCAGUUUAGUGACGGUGAAAUGGUCAUUUACACUCCAGGAAAAUAAAAUUGUGGUGUCUAAGUAUUUAAAUAUUAGAAAUAUAUCUGUAGAUACAUUUUGAGUGUAAAUAUGGUCCUCAACCAAAUACAAUUUAGAAUAUGCACAACAGGAGGAAGGCAAGUCCGGAAUCUGACGCCAUAUUUGGCAUUAUGAGCCGUCGCCCCAUCACGCCCUGCACCCAACACAAAUUUUUUAUACUUUUUCACAUCAGCCGCAAAUAUGACUUCACGAUCGGUCGCAAAGCAUGUAAAUGUACCCUUAGAUCAAACAGUAUUUGUAUCUUACUCUAUUUUAAUAUAAGUUACUUUCUUUUAUUUUUAUUUUGUAUUUAAAUCCGUUCCUUUAAUUUUGUUGUUAUUUUUAUUGAUUUAACUAUUCCUUUAAUGACUGAUUUUGAUUACUUAUGAUUUCGGUCGCCAUGAUUACAAAUAUUAUUAUUAUAUGCAGAAUUUUCGUCAUUGUAAAAUAGCUAAUACUUUAUUUUGGAUAUACGAUAUUAUUUUAAUUCUAAGUUGUUAUAUUAAAUUUAGGAUAACGUAUUUCGAAAACAGUUUUGAUCACAUCAAUUUAAUGAAAGGUACAAAUUUAAACGAAUUUAAUUAUCCUUUGUUCUCUACAAAAUAUUCUAAAUACGAUUUUACCUGACAAAAAACCGACGUC